CGGGAAGGGAAGGACCGGGUGAUCUGCCCGGGUUACUGGGGGCCGGGGAUGCUGCCGGUGGCACUUGCUCCUUCUGGGGGGAUUUUGCAGGGUAGCACGUUGGUGCGGAACGUGACCAACGGUGCUCGAUCGCCCUGUAACGUGGUGGUGCAGAUCGUUACAAUCUGUAACCAGACUCACAGGAGCAGGGGAGAGCUGGAGUUGUGCGAUGGCUGCGCAAGCCAAGAAAAGUUUAAGAGGCUCCAGUGAUGACAUCCUUGACGACCUCCUGGGGUCUGAAGAUGAACCCAGUGUCAAAUCUACCAGAGCUUCCCAGGCAGCCGGCAGCAGCAGUGGGAGAGCCUGGAACCCCAGUGUGCAGACCAGCAAGAAGUCCGUCCUAGAAGAUGAUUUCUACAGCAAGCUGGCUGUCGAAGCUGCAGAGGGAUCCAGUACGUCGGAUGUGCAGAGCCUGGGGGACGUGGACGACUUGGCCGCUGAAAUCCUGGGAAUACCAGAACCUGGUUCUGGGCCACUGAAGACCCCCAUGAAGGGUCCCGGGAUAAGUGACUCUUCGAGGGGAGCAGAGAAAACCACAAGGAAGCUUCCAGCUGCUGGGAAAGCUGAUCCUUUGGCAGAUCUUUUAUCUGAUAAGGAGCAGGAUGCUCCCAAGAAGGCAGCUCCAACCAGCAGUAAAAGCAGCUGUGAUAGAAAACCAGAAGAGAGCAAAGGGAAAGAGUCACCCCAGACACCCCUGCGCACCACGGCCCCGGCUCAGAGGAGGAAGGAGCUCAUGUUUGAAGAUGACAACGAUGACGACAUGCUGGAAGCGCUGGGAUUUGGCAGCGGCAAGAAGGAAGAGAAGCUCCGGCCAGCGCGCUCCAUGCUGGAUGAGUUGUUUGGAGGAGGCUCCGCAGCCAAAGUCUUGGAAGAGCUGAACACGGGAGAGCGCAGAGACUUCAAACAGGAUGAAAAGUCCCAAAAGCAGCCAGAGAAAAAAGAGUGUUGGGACAAGGAAGAUCUAAUUUUUGGAGAAUACCAGCCCUCAAUGGGCUCCAGGCCAUCAAGAAGGCAGUCAGUGAGCAGGUUCACAGCUGAGAACAUGGGUGAACCGAAGGCAGAGCCCCGCUCCAAACCAUCCCCUCCAGCCAGCCAGAGCCCUGUGCGGCGCAGAGGGUCCAGAGCCAACUGGCUGGGCUUAAAAGAUGAAGAUUUUUUUGACUCUGAGCUGCCAUCCCCCGUGAAGACCAGCAGCACGGUGGGCAUUACCCCCAGCCCCGCCAGCCAGCUCCCGGCCGCAGAGGAGGCAGCAGCUAAAACCGGCCCAGAGGAGCAGGAGGACUGGCUGAUGGCUGCCUUGGCUCGCAAGAGAGCCCAAGCACAAGCCAAGGCUGAGAAGAGAGAGGCUGAGCCCCUGGAGGCAAUGGGGGAAUGGCCGUGUCCCCGCUCUCCCCUCAGCCAGCCAGCCGCCUCCCCAGCAGCAGCACAGCCCGCAGCUGCCCCACAGGACACGGCAGCGGGCACAGGUGGCUCCAGGGGGCUGGUACCCUGGCUCAGCACCGUGAAACCUGCCUCAGUGAGCCCAUCGGAUACUGCGAAGGAGGAUCCUUCUGGAGAUGACAACACCAUGGUACCCACGCCUUCGUUACCAGGAGAGAAGGAGAUACCAGACCCUGCCCCACUCACUCAGACAGAGAAGAGCCCAGCGGGCGUGUGUCUCUCUCCAUCCCCACAGGCAGAGGCCCCAGCCCUGGAUGUGCUGCCUGAGAAAAGGCUGGGGGCUCCCGCAGCCCAGCUCUGCGAGGAGACAUCGGGCUGUCGGGCAGAGCUGCUCAGUGUCAAGGCUCAUGUGGCAGAGCUGGAGGGCAAGGUCCAGACGCUGGAGAUGCUGCAGGAAGAGCAGAAACUGUUACUGGAGAGCGUCCAGAGGCAGCACCAGGAGGACCAGGAUCUCCUGAAGAGCACCCACAGGACCUUGAUGAAGGUGCAGGAGGAGACCCACAGGCAGCAGGAGGACAUGCUGCGGUGGCAGAAGGAGCAGCUGCUGGCUCAGAUGGAGAAACAGAGGCAGGACGCGGAGCAGGAGCGGGCAGAGCUGCUGGAGCAGCACCGGUUGGACCUGGAGCAGCUGCGAGAGAUGCAGAGGGCGUCUGUCCAGAAGCUAUGGAAGGACUAUGAGGAGCAGAUCCAGCACUUGAAGUGGCUAAAGGAGCGGGAGAUGGAUGUGGUGACCAGCGCCAUUUCUCACAUCAGGUCUCUGAAUGGCGACAUGGACCUGCACGACCUGGACUGCAAGGUGGAGGCCACACACCACUCUGCCUCCCAGGAGCUGGCCACAAAGGCACAGCAGUGGGACAAGCAGCUCAGGAUGCUCCGGGACAGGCUGUCACAGCAGCAGAAGGACAGGGAGGAGGAGUGGAUGCGACUGCAGGAGCUGGCGGCCAAAAGGGAGGCAAGACUGGAUGAGCAGACUCGGCUGAUGGAGCGGGAGCAGGCGGAGCUGAAGAUCCGCGGCCAGGAACUAAAAGCCAAGGAGGAGCAGCUGAGGAAGGACCAGGAGAGGCUGGACGAGGCCUGGAAGGAGCUGUGGAUGGAGAAGGAGAAGGUGAAUGAUGCCGUGCUGCAUGUGGAGCUGCAGGAGGAAGAGGUGGAAAAGCUCUUGGCCCAGAAGAUCGCGGAGGCACACAGGAUAGAGUUGGAGCACCAGGCCAGGCUGCAGGACGUGCUGCAGAACUUGGAGCAGCUGAAGCAGCAGCAGCAGCAGCGACUCCACCAGGGAAGUGUCCCCUCAGCCCAGGACCUUGGUGCCCCGAGCAAUGGCCCCUCCAGUGCCAUGGCUGAGCUUUCCCGUGUGCUGUGGGUGGGAAGGGAUGUGCUGGGGCGCAGCACGCAGUCUGCCGUUCCUCUAACAGCAGCUGCACCUUGGGCUCCUGUUCCAGAUGUGCCACCUCUUGUCGAGACGCCGCCUCGCCACAGGUUCCGGGACAUCGGGGAGGUCAUGGCUGUGGCCGACCGUGCCCUACUCAGUGCCCAAGUGCAAACGCUGAGGUUCCACAUCCAGAAGGAGAAAUAUUUGUUGGAGAACGAGAAAUUAUUCAAGUCCAUGAAGAAAGCUCCGUGUAACACUUCAUCUCCAUUGGCGUCACGUCCAUCAUUCUCGGGGCUAUGAUUUUGUAUAUAUGUUUGUGUAUAAUAUAUAAUGUGUAUAUGAUAAUGUAUGAUAUUCACUGGAAGCUGUAAAUAUAGUGCUAGUUCUUGUCAAAUUUCAUAGUUUGUUACUCUGUAUAUUAGUCAAGUGUUAUCUUUGCAUUUGUUUUUCAAGUUCUUCUUAUAAGUAAACAAUUCCUGUUUCCUUUGAAUCAUA
This is a messenger RNA of Columba livia (rock pigeon), 3343 nucleotides long. It is a transcript of the gene FBF1, whose product is annotated as Fas binding factor 1. Gene Ontology annotation, cellular component: centriole; ciliary transition fiber; ciliary basal body. Lineage: Eukaryota; Metazoa; Chordata; Aves; Columbiformes; Columbidae. The coding region runs from base 209 to 3148 and encodes 979 amino acids. The record is from RefSeq and is a predicted model, not a curated record. The transcript has 24 exons. Gene Ontology annotation, biological process: cilium assembly; establishment of epithelial cell polarity.